AUGGCAGUAAAGAUUUUUGUAUUAUUUUUCUUUGUUACAAAUGUAGUUUUAGGAAAAAGUUUAAAAAAAUUAAAUACUUUCCAUACGGAUUUAGGAGAGCUAAAUGAUGUACUUGUCGACAAAUCGCUGACAAUACCAGAGAAAUUUGAAACAAUAUUUGGGAUGUUAGUUAAUUUAGAACGAGAAGAUCUUAUAAGGGGAAUCAAUACAAAGCUAUCUUAUUUAUUUGAAGAAUUAAAUGCAUUAUUAAAAAGGGCGUUUUAUAUGCUUCAGAGGAAAUUUUCAGAAUUUGUGAAUAUUCAAGCGGAAUAUAUUAGUAUGUUCAACAUUGAUAAUCUUAAAGAAUUACCCGAAGACUUUGCAAAAUCUUUCAAAAUUACUAAAGAGAUAGUGAAAAUAAUUAAAAAGGAAUUACAUUUGAUUUCCGAUAUUUUGAAAAAUAUUCUUUCUUUUCGUAUUAUGUAA
This is a messenger RNA of Parnassius apollo (apollo), 465 nucleotides long. The record is from the annotation of a GenBank genome assembly. NCBI's taxonomy places the organism in Eukaryota, Metazoa, Arthropoda, Insecta, Lepidoptera, Papilionidae.